AUGCUCGGUGAUAGCAAUAAAACUCUCAAGCGGUGCGAAGACGAGCCCAUCCGGACACCAGGUGCAAUCCAAAGAUUUGGAGCUCUGAUCGCCCUCAGAGAGGAAUCUCCCAAUCAACUGGUUGUGCGUGCCGUGAGCGAAAAUUCAGAACAGAUUAUUGGCUUCGCACCGCGAAGGUUGUUUGACUUGGAAAGUUUCACUGAUAUUUUGCAAGAAGACCAGUCUGUCACUUUCUUAGAGCAUCUCGACCUCGUUCGAGACGAUUCAUAUGAUUUAAUCAUUGACGGCCCCGAGGUCUUCCUCCUUGCAAUACAAGGGCCCCACGGCAAAAUCACUCGAUUUUGGUGCGCUACUCAUGUUAGCCAAGAGAACAAAGAUAUCAUCAUUUGCGAGUUUGAACUGGUGGAAGACCACCUCAACCCGUUAAAUAUUGAGGAUCAAAAACGCCCAGAAACUCCCACAAAUACGCUACGAACGGAUCCGCCCCCUAGUAAAGAACAAUAUCUUCAAAGCACGACAAGCGCAAGCCAUUCAGUACGGUCCAUCCGUGAUGUACGACGGAGAAAGGGCGAAGAUGCUGCAAUGCAAGUUUUUGGUGUACUAUCUCAGAUUCAAGCCCAGCUUGCUCAAGUAACGGACCAAGACACAUUGCUCCAAGUCGCUGCUGGUCUAGUGAAGGAGCUGGUCGGAUUCCACCGAGUCCUCGUUUACCAGUUUGAUCACCAAGCGAAUGGUCGAGUUGUAGCUGAGUUGAUGGACCCAGAUGCUUCUCUCGACUUGUAUCGAGGCCUGCAUUUCCCAGCUUCAGACAUUCCGGCUCAGGCUCGCGAGCUCUACAAAGUCAACAAAGUCCGAUUAUUAUACGACCGAGACCAUGUUACUGCCCGACUCAUUUGUCGGACAUUGGAGGAUCUGGAAACGCCCCUUGAUAUGAGCCACGCCUAUCUUCGAGCGAUGUCACCGAUCCAUGCCAAAUACCUUGCAAACAUGGAGGUGCGUUCGUCAAUGUCGAUCAGUAUCAAUGCCUAUGACAACCUGUGGGGCCUGAUAUCCUGUCACUCAUAUGGCGACGACGGUAUGCGCGUUUCGUUCCCAGUCCGGAAAUUGUGCCGCUUAGUUGGCGACACAGUUGCUCGAAACAUCGAACGUAUCAACCAUGCCUCUGACCUCCAGGCGCGUGUGAUGGUCAAUUCUAUUCCGAAAGAAGCCGACCCAUCAAAGUACAUUGUUGGAACAUCAGAUGACUUGCUGCAACUAUUCCAAGCUAAUUAUGGUGUACUUUCUAUUGGAAACGAAGCCAAACUUUUCGGUAGCAAGUCGAAUUCACAAGAGGCUCUUGCGCUUUUGCAAUAUAUACGUCUACGAAAGGUCACGUCGGUCCUUACGUCACAUGACAUUGGAAAAGACUUCCCCGACUUUACUUUCCCUCCAGGAUUGAAACGGAUAUCGGGUUUAUUAUGUGCUCCGAUGGGCCCUGAUGGCACCGAGUUCAUUGUGUUCUUCCGGGUUGGAAAAUUGACAACGAUCAAUUGGGCUGGAAAUCCACACAAGCCUGUGGGCGGUGGUAUUGGACCCUUAACACCACGCCAAAGCUUCAAGGAAUUCCGUGAGAUCACUUUGAGCGAGUCAAAACACUGGUCCGAAUCCGACAUUUCCACAGCCGCUAUCCUUGGAUCCGUUUACGGGAAAUUCAUUCAAGUAUGGCGACAGAAAGAAGUGCUCAAACAGAAUUCGCAGCUUACGCGACUUCUGCUUUCCAAUUCAGCUCACGAGGUCCGCACCCCGCUGAAUGCAGUCAUCAACUAUUUGGAGAUUGCAAUGGAAGGGACCUUGGAUCAGGAAACUCGGGAGAACUUGGUCCGAUCCCACUCAGCUUCGCAAUCUCUAGUCUACAUUGUCAAUGAUCUCCUUGACCUUGCGACUGAAAGCGGACAACAGCUCGUCAAGAAUGAGCCUUUCGAAUUAGAGCCCACGCUGCAUGAUGCCUUUGAGAUGUUGGCAGGUGAAGCAAAGCGGAAAGGCAUUUCCUACACAUCCAAUAUACGCCCCGGACUUCCAGAUGCUGUGUUGGGAGACCAACGUCGCGUGCGCCAAAUCUUUGUUAAUCUCAUAUCGAAUGCCAUCGAGAAUACAUCGAAGGGUGGUGUGAGCGUUGAGGCCCAGCUUUCCAGUGUCCAAGGCGAUCGCACGAUGCUUGAGAUGUCAGUUGUCGACACAGGUUCAGGGAUGUCGAAACCUAGACUCGAGCAGCUCUUCCGAGAACUCGAAGAAGUUUAUGCGCAUGAGUAUUGGAUUGGAGGUGGACACGAUAACGCACAAGAUUCAGGUGAUGGCGGCGAGAAGCAACGUGUCCUGGGCAUCGGUCUUGCGAUGACCGCCCGCAUUGUGCAUACGAUGCGUGGACAGCUCACCGUGAAGUCUACAGAGGGCAAAGGCAGUCGUUUCAAGAUUAUUCUUCCAUUUGAACUUCCGGGAGAAUUAUCCUCGUUGUCCUCUCAGAAUCAGACCAGAACAGAGUACCUCGAUAUGCCAGCAUCGCCCUCAAUUCUGGAAGGAGAAGUCACUAUGCUGGUUGAUGAUGACAAAAAUAAAAUCAAAGAUACAGCGCAGGACGCUCGUAUCAGUCCCGAUUCUGAUGAGAGGGGUCAACCUCAUCAGGACAAGUUUUCACUUCCAGAAAACCAGGACAUCCCUCCACGCCGCCUUUCGCAAUCUGACGAAGGCUUGCAAACUUCGCCAUCAAAUCACCAGCAACAACCAGACAUGGCACACCCCCCGGAAAGCACUGCACCUUUCCAGACACAUGCGUCAACCCCUUCUUCCAGGAAUACGGCUCUGAAUAUUCUCGUUGCAGAGGACAAUCCAGUCAAUAGCAGGAUUUUGGAAAAGCGAUUGAGCAAAAUCGGUCACACGGUUCGACUUGCCAACAACGGCAAAGCAUGCGUGGAUGCAAUUCUGUCCGGAAGCGAAACCCCUGAUGUGAUCUUGAUGGAUAUUCAGAUGCCUUUCAUCGAUGGAAAGGAAGCUACAAGCUUGAUUCGCGAGGCUGAAUCCAAUCAAUCUCAAUCUUCAGACUCAAAUCCGAAGACUCAAUUCACCAGGGUCCCCAUUUUUGCAGUAUCAGCAUCUAUUGAGGAGAAGAACAAGAAGGAGUACAUCGAUGCCGGAUUCGAUGGUUGGGUCUUGAAACCGAUCGACUUUGCAAUUCUCAACUCAAUCUUGGCCGGUAUACAUGAUUCAGAGGCUCGCGCAGGCGCUGCCAAGGUUGGUGAAUGGGGAACAGGCGGGUGGUUUGCAUUAUAG
Messenger RNA from Penicillium brevicompactum, 3303 nucleotides. RefSeq lists its product as uncharacterized. The record is from RefSeq and is a predicted model, not a curated record. Gene Ontology annotation, biological process: detection of visible light; phosphorelay signal transduction system; regulation of DNA-templated transcription. The transcript has 2 exons. Lineage: Eukaryota; Fungi; Ascomycota; Eurotiomycetes; Eurotiales; Aspergillaceae. Gene Ontology annotation, molecular function: protein binding; phosphorelay sensor kinase activity. Bases 1 to 3303 code for a protein of 1100 amino acids.